ACCAUCAUGAAGAAGGUGGAGAGAGCAGGCUGGUUCUCCCCCCGCACGCUGAUGGACCACUGUACCAACCUGGGCAUGGUAGUGGACCUGACCAACACUACACGCUACUAUGAUUCCAACGAGUUUUCCAACCAGGGGAUCCAGCACGCCAAGAUCUUCACAGAGGGGAAGGUCGUCCCCAACCAAAAGGUCGUCAACAAGUUCUUCAUCGUGGUGAACAAUUUCCUGAAGGAGAACACAGACAACGAGAAGCUGAUCGGCGUCCACUGCACACAUGGCCUCAACCGCUCAGGCUACAUGAUCUGCAGAUACAUGAUACAACAGCUGGGCAUCCCUUCAGACCAGGCCAUAGCAGAUUACAACAGUGCCAGAGGCCACGAGCAAGAAAGAGAAAACUACUUGACCGAUCUUCGCCAGGCACCCUGGAUUAACGAUGUGGUGCCGACCUCAGACGAUGACGACAAAAACACAGAGGCCACCACCCCAAAUACCUCUAGGAAUGCCAGAAGGCCUUACUUCUACGAUUCUGCCAACAAUAAGGAGAAGGUAAAGGUAAAGGAACAGUAUUGUCCAAGGGCGCUUACCACUCCCAGCAGUGGCCAGGGAAAGAGUUCCUUCAAGGGAGUGUACGACUCUGGCGCAUUCGCGGGGUUGAAGAAGACUGUGAUGGUGACACAGACAGUAGCCCCUGGUCUCAGGCACCAGUUAGAAGGUGGAGUAAGUCUCCGAGACAACGCAGGGGCAGAGACAGGUGGGCGCCAUGGCGGGGUGCCUCGCCAAAAUCAAGUCCCCGCGGCUCCAAGAGACACCAAGCACGCUACUCGCCACGCUUCUCGCCAAAUGGGGCACGGCGGUACUACGACCAGAGUUACCACGGGCGGGUGGCACCACAGUACGACCCCUACUUCUACCAACAACGGGGAUCAGGCGUUGGCCCCCACCGAACAGCACCACGGUGGGCUCGCCAAAACCAGUACGAACAAACAACCCAGGGCAGGCCCAGGCAGUACCGAGGCCCGAGACCAUACCGUUCACCCGCUGCACAUGAAGAACCACCACAAGUUGAAGAACAGCAGCCAAAGACACCAACGGGAGAUAAAAUCCACCCGUCACUCCCAAGGACGCCCUACUGGUCACCAGAAGGACCAGAAGGACCCAAGCGACACACUCUUAGUCCAGGUGCCAAAGACAACGUUUUCAGCCCUGUCACGCCCAAGCGUCGCUCUGCAAGGUGGAACCCUUACUGACAGAGAUGCAUGUUGAGGACAAUUUGAACGUUGCCUACAAAUUUAAAAGAAGUGUAUUUUAGGUAAUAUUUCAUGAAUUUUCGAAGUUGUAGAAUGGUAAAAACGAAGCAUUAACCGAAAUUGCAUAAAAUUGGCUAUUAUGGGUAGGUGGUGGGUGUUGGUAAAACUCCAUACAAAAGCUUCGGUUUAUGAUAAUUUUAAGUGUAUUUAAAAAAAAAGUAUUUUUGUCUGGCAGUAAUCAGUUGAGACUUGCAUUUAAGUAAGUCACAGCUGAAGAUGUUUUUGUAAUCUGCUGUGAAUGGUGUACCCACAUUUAAUAUAAUUUAUAAGAAAAAAUUCAAUAUUUGAGGAACGUGUGUGUGUGAUGAUACCAUAAAGUCGCAUCACACACACACACACACACACACGUUUCUGAUGGUCUUAUCACUCACAUAUUUCUCCAAAUCUUGUGAUAGAUCAAAUGAGAUCUUGUUAAAGCUGUUAUUAUUUUCCGAACUCUUGGUUAAACUAUCCCUCGUAUAUAUUAAGUUUAUGUAACUGUAUUUCUGUAAAUUAAAAUAUAGUUUUUA
Messenger RNA from Homarus americanus (American lobster), 1816 nucleotides. Its product is annotated as RNA/RNP complex-1-interacting phosphatase-like. Gene Ontology annotation, biological process: protein dephosphorylation. The record is from RefSeq and is a predicted model, not a curated record. Gene Ontology annotation, molecular function: protein tyrosine/serine/threonine phosphatase activity; polynucleotide 5'-phosphatase activity. The coding region runs from base 7 to 1263 and encodes 418 amino acids. The transcript has 8 exons. NCBI's taxonomy places the organism in Eukaryota, Metazoa, Arthropoda, Malacostraca, Decapoda, Nephropidae.